This is a messenger RNA of Saccharomyces mikatae IFO 1815, 1875 nucleotides long. RefSeq names its product Ack1p (gene ACK1). NCBI's taxonomy places the organism in Eukaryota, Fungi, Ascomycota, Saccharomycetes, Saccharomycetales, Saccharomycetaceae. The record is from RefSeq and is a predicted model, not a curated record. Gene Ontology annotation, molecular function: protein binding. Bases 1 to 1875 code for a protein of 624 amino acids. The transcript has a single exon.
AUGGCCAACCACACACAACCACAAUCAAACCCGUAUGAUAAGCACAUUAAUAUGUUUCCACCACUGAGGGUACGGGAGUCCUCGCACAAACUAGGAAAUUCCAAUUCAGAUAGGCAUGGUUUGCCCGCUCAAAAUAUAGUACCUGCACCCUAUCCAGUGGAUGACCCUAUAAUCGAGCUCACACCAGCCAUUCCAUUUACGUCUCCUUCAUCAUCCUCAUCACUAUCACUGUCUUUGAGUGCGUUGAAUUUUACAGAUAGCAAUGUCGAUGGUGGUCAAUUAGGCACUCCGGUUACUAUAAACAGUAAUAAUGGCAUGUAUAUUUUUAAUUCCAAGUCAGUAGGUGAAAUAGGAGAUAAUAGUAACGAUAGUAAUAGCAUCAGCAAUAGAUAUGAACUUCCCUUCAACUUUAGUUCCACAAAAGGCGGUUUGAGCACACCAACUGCUCAAGAAAUAUCUAUUGGUAAUGGAAGCCGAAUAGCAGAGACUUUAAGGGACAGUUCAGCGCCACCACCUUAUGAGGAAUCUGAGGCUAAAACAUUGCAAGAAAAAAUUUACAGAACAGAGGAAAAAGCUCCCAUACGACCUUUGGAAAAUAGACCCGUCCCACCACAAAAAAUCAACCAAUCAACCUCUAACAACAUCACAAAGACUGAGACUAAUGACUCUUCUGGUAGUAAAGAUGAACUCUCUACAUACUCAUCGGAGGCCUUAGCCUUUUAUCAAGUGUACAAGAAGACUAUCAACGACUCUUCAAACUUUACUCCUGAGAUACAAAUGCAAUGGUGUGAAACGUUACUCACGUAUGCCUUUAAAGAAAACUUCAUAUCACAGUAUAACAUAAACGCAGAGAAACUGAAAAGGUGUUUGAGACCUGAGGAAAUGUUGAAAAAUCAGAAAGUCAUAUUGGAGCAUUCAUUCAAAGUGCUCACAAAAUUAAUUACAUUAAAAUGGCCCCCUGCCAUGUACUUGAUGGGGACUUUGUAUUCACAUCAACCGUACUUGCCUAUCAAGAACAAAAAUAUUGUUAUUAAGAAUGAUGAAAAGGCUCUCGAAUACUAUUGUAAAGCUGCAAAAUUAAACAAUUCAGAUGCCUGCUAUCGUGCAGGCAUAUGCUUUGAAUAUCAAAGAGGAACUUCGUCCUUGGAUCCACCUCCGACUAAGGAACAAAGCAUAAGGACCGCUUUUCAAUACUACCAACAAGGUGCGGGCGUUUGUUCCAAUUCUGCCUGUAUGUAUAAAUUAGGGAUGAGUCAUUUGUACGGGUUGAACAUGCAAAAAACCGAUGUAUUGCUAGCUAUCAAAUGGUUCGAUGAAGCUACGCAAAAUGGUGACUCUCCGCAAACGUUAUAUGAACUGGGUAAAAUAUAUGAGUUCACUGUUCUGCCAUCAGAAAUUCAAAACUUGUUAUUUGCUAACGGCAUACGAAGAGAUCCUCAACUGGCCGUUAAAUAUUAUCACCAAUGUGCCAAAGAUUUUGAGUACCCUUUAGCCCAGUGGAAACUAGGCAAUUGUUACGAAUUUGGGGACUUAGGAUUGCCAGUAAUUGCCAAAAAAUCUAUAAGUUGGUACUCCAAAGCUGCUGCUGCUCAGCCAAGAGGGAACCCAAUGGCAAUGCUUUCCUUGAGUGGAUGGUAUUUAACGGGUGCACCAAACGUUUUGAAACCAAAUAAUAAAGAGGCAUUAAAUUGGGCCUUGAAGAGCAGCAAGUGUUCAGACGGUAAAUUAGCCCGCACUGAAUUUGCACUGGGAUUUUAUUACGAAAAGGGUAUUGGUUGUGAAGUUGAUUUAAACCUGGCUAAACAAUACUACCACAGAGCUGCAAGAAUGGGUUUUAAGAAGGCAGUUGAUGCACUUCGAAAUUUGACGAACUGA